This is a messenger RNA of Ipomoea triloba (trilobed morning glory), 2087 nucleotides long. Its product is annotated as actin-related protein 9. Gene Ontology annotation, cellular component: Ino80 complex. The coding region runs from base 168 to 1928 and encodes 586 amino acids. NCBI's taxonomy places the organism in Eukaryota, Viridiplantae, Streptophyta, Magnoliopsida, Solanales, Convolvulaceae. The transcript has 19 exons. The record is from RefSeq and is a predicted model, not a curated record. Gene Ontology annotation, biological process: double-strand break repair; regulation of DNA-templated transcription.
AGACAAGUACGAGCUCCGAAGGCUUUGAUGCUCCGAGCUCUCGCACUGCGAAGCCGUCGGAGAAUUUUGCCGCCGUUGCAGCUUUCCUCUACCUAAUACCUAUAUCCCUCCUCCUUAUUCUUCUGAAGAUAUACAGAAAAGCUCAGGCAAGAGUAAUUAUCGCGAUUAUGGCGUUUAACCAGGAUUACCUGAAAACAGUAGUACCUUCUCAACUCCUCGCCGAGCGCGGCUCCAAUCUCGUCGUCAUCAAUCCAGGUUCUGCAAAUAUUAGAAUAGGACGAGCUCAACAGGACAGUCCACUGAACAUUCCUCAUUGCAUUGCUCGUCGAACCAGCCAAGUGCCUAAAAGGAAUGUCCAGGAUCAAAUGCUCAAUUCUCAGGUUACAACCGCACAGCAUAUGGAGCGCGAAAGGGCUUAUGACAUUAUUGCAUCACUGUUGAAAAUUCCGUUCCUGGAUGAGGAGGUUCCUAAUAGCUCUUAUCCUCGGAAGAUGGGUCGAGUUGAUGCAUAUCCUCCACAAAAUAACAAGAAAGAGACACCAUUCACUUGGACUGAGGUGUUUGAAAACACCCCUCCCCCUCCACCCUCAACAGGAGGAGAUAAUAACAUAACCAAUGGUGAAACUUCUGAGCCCCCCAUCGCAAAAGAAAGCAACAAUACCAUGGAACUCAGUUCAGGUGAACGCAAAUAUAAAGAGUACAUAUGUGGUGAAGACGCUUUGAGAAUAUCCCCCAAUGAACCAUAUUGCUUGCGUCGUCCAAUCCGCAGAGGUCACCUUAAUAUUUCUCAACAUUACUCGAUGCAGCAGGUUCUUGAGGACCUGCAAACUAUCUGGGAUUGGAUUUUGACUGAGAAACUGAAUAUCCCUCAACAUCUAAGACAUAUGUAUGCUGCUAUUCUUGUUGUUCCAGAGACAUUUGAUAAUCGAGAAAUAAAAGAAAUGAUAUCUAUUGUUUUACGGGACUUGCAGUUCAGUUUGACAGUUGUCCACCAGGAAGGUCUUGCUGCAAUAUUUGGUAAUGGUUUGCCAACAGCAUGUAUUGUGAAUAUGGGUGCUCAGGUGACAUCUGUUAUUUGCGUUGAGGAUGGAGUAGCUUUACCUUCGACACUGAUCAGUCUACGUUACGGUGGAGAGGAUAUAUCAAGGUGCCUUCUCUGGACUCAGAGACAUCAUCAAACUUGGCCACCAAUUCGUACUGAUGCUCUUACAAAGCCUGUAGAUUUAUUAACGCUGAACAAACUUAAAGAGUCCUAUUGUAUGAUCAGAGAGGGAGAGGUUGAAGCGGUUGCUCAGGUUCAUUCAUACGAAGAUGGCAUGGUACCUGGAUCACACAAGUCAAGGCUAACCGCUCUUAAUGUACCCCCAAUGGGGUUAUUUUAUCCAACACUUUUGGUCCCGGAUGUGUAUCCUCCCCCGCCUCGUUCUUGGUUUAAUGACUAUGAUGAUAUGCUUGAAGAUACAUGGCAUAUGGACUUUCCUGGCACCGGUGCAUUUCCGAUGUGGGAGAGCUAUCCAAUUUUUCAAUCCAAACCGAAGAGAGAAGAUAAUAUUGGUCUUGCAGAAGCUAUUGCGAAAAGCAUUCUUUCAACAGCACGCAUUGAUCUCCAAAGAAAGCUGUUUUGUAGUAUGCAACUGAUCGGUGGAGUUGCAUUGACUGAUGGCCUUAUUCCUGCUGUCGAGGAAAGAGUUUUACACGCGAUCCCUUCGCAUGAAGCAAUUGACACAGUCGAGGUAUUGCAAUCUAGAACAAACCCCUCUUUUGUAUCGUGGAAAGGUGGAGCGGUUCUAGGCAUUCUCGAUUUCACUCGAGACGGGUGGAUUAAUCGAGAGGACUGGAUCAGAAGCGGAAUAGACACAAGAAUCAGGAGGAAAUACAAGGAUUCUUAUUAUCUUCAGGCACAUACAAUGGCGUACAUAAAUUCAUAGCCUUUCUGCUUGCAGAAGUUGCAAUAGUUUCAUUGUACUUGCAGUCAUAUUCAUAACAGUGAUAUUCAAAAUUUUACUAUUUAGUAAGAUUCAUCAAGUAGAAGUGCAAUGCAGCGUGUGGAUAUUGAACAAAAUAGCGUGCAAUCGUUUCUCACUCGU